Peronospora belbahrii is the source of this 9015-nucleotide messenger RNA. NCBI's taxonomy places the organism in Eukaryota, Oomycota, Peronosporomycetes, Peronosporales, Peronosporaceae. The record is from the annotation of a GenBank genome assembly.
AUGCAAUAUGAAUAUAUUGGAGGCCUUGAGGUGACGUAUGGUAACGCACUAGCGGCAGGUGGUGGUUUUCACCGUGUUACAAAUGCCGAGGGUUCAGCUGCUGAAGUGUCACCUCAUACUUUUCUUUGGUAUCAGCUUUUGUCACCGACGAAUCCAAAAGUACCUUCUGAUUCUUCUUCUGAUUCGAAUCCCAUCCUUGCUAUCAUACACUUACGAAUUGGAAAGGAACACGAGUCAAAGAUUGAAAGUACGUGGAGAAAACUAGAGAAAGCAAUUGAUCGUCAAAAUGGACGUUUUUUAUGGUAUCAAGUGAUGGAAUUUCAAGGUUGUACGUCAUUUUUAGCUCAAUCAAAGCAACAACAACAACAACAUGAGAUCCGACCAUUGAAAGAGAUUCGUGUAGUACGUGAUUUGAAGGACAUUCCAGAAGGUUUUGAAGUACUUGAUGAGCCACUACUGAGUCAAGACGGAGACACAGAACUGCGGACAUAUUUGUGUUUCCGUCGACUUGGGAACGAAGAUUUUGCAGGCUCCAAAUGGUCUAUUCUGAACCAAAAACCGGGCAAUUGGAUUGAUGUAAAGGACCUGUCGUCGAACAAGUGGAGUGUGGCGCAGAUUUUGCACCAAUCAAUGUCGGAGAUUCGUGUGCAUAUUCCGACGUGGAGAAAAGGACGUGAUGAAUUUUUGUCAUGCUCGACGUGCCGCAAUCGCGUCGCAAAGCUCGGAACGCAUACGAACGUGCACAUGUCCCCGGCAUACCCGUUCCCGUGCAAGCAAGGAGGUAUGUGGAAUGUCAAUAUGAAGGAUCUUCAGCACGCUCGAGAGCAGUUUGACACGUGUUUUUACGAUCGCGACAGACAGAAAUCGUAUCUGCCACAAUUGCUCGUCCCGUUUAUUGAAAAGUCGUUGCUGUGUACAUUUCUGUCGAGCGAUCUUGCCGAUGAGAUGAACGCAUUUCAUCAGCACGUGCUGAAGAAUGUCGUGGCGUGCAUGCUGGGCAACGAUGCGGACAGUGUUAUGGUGUAUAUGCUGUCGCUGUUGCGAAUGAUCUUGAAUGGACACAGCUCGUGCAUGUUCUUCUACAUCAAAUACCCUGGAAGCUACACGGCAGAAAAGUGUCAACGUUUGGUGUAUACAUCGUACUUGGUGAGCCCAGACGCACUGACAGCGAUCCCAACUCGCCAUCCGUGUCGAUCAUUUUACUUCAUUGACAAUGUCGACUUUUUCGUGCAAGCAGGAGGUUUUCGUCUGAUUCUUCAGCGACUAGAGCACAUGGACGUAGCAUUAACCGAAGUGCUGCUGUAUUGUACGAUUCUUAACGAAGCGAAACCUUGCCUUACGCAGCAAAAACGUCGCCGCAGUUCACCCACAGUUCGUCGUCGUUCGACAGAGACUCAGACGGAAGUUUUUUUUCGAGAGUUUUUGAAUGCUACCUUUUCACGGCUCCGUCGUAUGAGUGGAGAGGAACUAAAGCAUGACGAUGGACUUAUUGAUCAAAUCGUGAGCAUGUUGGAUUUACUUUGCUGGGACGGGCUUUUGCUUGGGGGUGGCAGCUCUGAAUCAAGCGUCGACGAAUCAACUGCCGCUGAUUUUUCCGCUUUGUCGUGUGAUGUGUCAUUUGCUGAGGCGAUUGAGAUCUUCCAUUUGGAUUUAUCAAAGAAGUUUAUUUGCUGUCCGUAUUUGUCACAACGUCUGCUGGGAAUCACACGCAUAAAAGAUUUGAUUUCAAUGGCUCAGCGAAAAGACGUUUUUGAUAGGAAGGCAAGUUUGAGCUUAAGGCGUGCUUCGUCAUUCAUCAGUACAACGGCGUCAUUAAGCGCAAGUACUUUGAGUACUGCCGCAUCCUUUCAUGCUUCGACUCCUGGGGAGCAGCCCGUUACCCAAUGGCUGCGUACCAAAUAUCUUGUAGAGUGGUUAACGGCAUCAGACAUUCUCGAGGUGAUGUUAGGUGACCGAGAGGCAUGCAUUAAAUACUCGCUUCAGGAGGGUACGCAUUUGGAAAUUCUGAAGCGUUCUAAAAAGAUAUUUGGAUUUGUAGCUGCUCACGGCCUCUUAGCAGAGCAGCAUAUUGUGUCGAUGUGGAAAACGGCGAUGAGUCAAUUGCGCUCUGGCAGAAAGGCAGUAUUUGAUAUUUUGAUUUCGAUAUGCAGUGUGCUUUCGGCUGAUCUAAUUGAUGUCGUCGUGAUGCUGUUAACACAAGUUCCUGCAAGCGACUAUGACGAACUCAUCGUACACUUUAUAGAGCGUGUCGUCAUGAUUGCAUCCAAGCUCGUAGUUGAUGCUGAGACGGGUGGGUUUAAGAUGUCGCUCACGUCCCUUGUCAGUGCAGCGUCUGGAUCACGAAGCAAACUUAGCGCUAGUGUUGAGAAAGAUAUUGAAGUCCUAAACAAGGUGGUGAGCUUGUGUUGCACGUUGUACUGGAAUGCUAUCAUUCAAACGGAGGCAUCAAACGAUAGUGGGGUGAACAGCAAUUUUGGACUACGUGUUUCAAUGCGAAGCGAAGUGGAGACAGCUCUAGCUGACUCAUUAAACUACGUCCAAAAGCUGUGGGAUUCCGCCGGGGCAUCAUCGACUGCGUCGGGGAAAAAGCAGCAGCAGCUUUUUAGCGAGUAUCUUCGCCAGUGUGCCGAGAACAUCAAAUCUGGCACAGUGGUGGAGACAUCAAUGAGUUUGAUUCAACGGAUUGUGGAUGGGUAUGGGGGUAGUUCAGCUUCGCUAGGCGCUUCGACAUUGUCGUUGGCAAGAACGAGCUCUCCUUCUACAACAUCCAGUGAGCUUUUGAAAGAAAUGAACAAUGUGCACAACAUUGUACCAGUUGUCGUCGAGGCAAUCAUAAACUAUGUAGCUCAGUCAAACUCCAUAAAUCAAACGCCCACAGCUCAUGUUGCUGUCAUGAAGAAGCGGUUGGCAUUUCUUGGGUACAUUGUGACUAAGUCCGACCUAAAGCUGCCGUUUGAUGCUGUAUGCCAGCUAUGGGGCUGUUUUAACGGCCCCAAGAGCACGAUAGAGGAGCGCGAUGUAUUUUUUGCGUGGCUGAUGACGGUUAUCCCUGAUCCUAACAAUUUUGUCCAUCGAGCGUAUUCAGGGCAAACGGGUUUUUCUGAAACCGUGGUUAAUGAAAUUUUUCGAUCGCUGACUGGGUCUCAAUCCAGUAGCGCUCACAAUGAAAAUACGACCCAGAUUUGUUUGGAUAUGCAAAGCAUGAGCAAGGAAGCGUUUUGGGUGCUGGAGCGGCUGUUUCGAUUCGUCAAUACUAGCGCUAGGCGGAUUACGUCUACUAGUGUUGUUGGGAGCGCUCAUACGCGAAGUUUUUCGGACAAAACGAGAGAAGUUGACGGUUUUGUCGUAGAAUCAUUGGACUUACAAGGUCUUGAAACAUUGUAUGAUGUGGCAUUGCGUGCAGAAAAUGAUGAUGUGAGUCAGCAAGCGACCAAUUACCUGAUCUACCUGCAGCUCCAUGUUGGUUCAAAACUCGUUCGUCGCGAGGUGUGGGCAGAUUUUGUUGAAAUGUGUCUUCAGAGGCUAAAGGAAGCAGUCAAAGGCCCAAUCCAUGCGUCGAAGACGCGAGAGGUACUGCGACUGUUGGUCCUGUUAAGCACUUUUCUUCAUCAAUCAGUUGUACAGUCUCAAGAGAGCGAAGGGGUUUUUGAUGGACCCGAAGGACUAGCAGUGUACGUUCGAACACAAGGUGGACGAGUUGCAGCACCAUUCCGGUACCACUUAAGGCGUACUUCGCUCGUAUCAGAGCUGCGUGAUCGAAUUGCCAAGGACACUGGCCAUCCCGCUGAUCGAGUUCGUAUCGUAAACUCUGCAAAGACUAAGCUGACAGCGCAAGGGCAUGGAAAAUUUACGCUUGAGAAAGCGCGUGUCUUUAGUCCAUCCGCUGCAUCAUCCCGAUCAUUUUCAGGGCGGUCUUUAACACAAACAGCACCAGCUCCCUCCCGCAGGAAUGGCAAGCAUAGUAGCUAUGUUGACGCAAUAUUAUUGUCGAAAGUGGAAAGUGACACGAGUGGUCACACCAAUCGCAGCGUCGUUGACUUCCACGGAUCAGUUGGGGUUGCCGCCGCGGCUGCUGCUGGUGUAGGCGGCGCUGGGAACAAUAGCAGUCCAGAGAGCGACUGGUAUGCGAUUAAAACGGAGAUAUCAGGGAACGAUACUUGGAUAUCGCUUUUGUUUGACCAGCUGUCGUACGAUGACGGAACUGCUGAAGAAGCCUGGAAGGUGCUGAAGCUGCUUACGACAAAUGAGGAGAUGGAAAAGCAAAUGCGCACGUUGAACGGCGUUUUGGCAAUUGACGGCUCUAUUCGUAGAAAAACAAGCUCAUUCAAAUGGGAUACGCUGUUGGAUUUAAGAUGCCCUCCAAAGCUAUUGUAUCUACUUGAAUUGGUGGAGAAAUUUGCGCUAUGCGGCGAUGGACGUCAUGACGACGAUGACGAAGAAAAUGAUGAAAGUGACAACCGAGUGCAUGAAGCUGAUAGAUCGAUCGGGACAGUCAAUGCAUGGAGUGCAUCUUUCUUAGAGCUUGGUGGUCGGGCUCACCUCGAAGAGUUUAUUCUGUUGUUGAAUCCACGUCAGCUGCUUACACAAGGGGCACUUUGUUUUAUGUGUCUGUCGAAACUUUUGAAGUUGCUGCGCCAUUUUGUGCUGGUAGAAUUUAAUUUGGCGGGUGAGGAUGGAGAAUCAUUCGAGAACAAUCCACAACAGUUGAUUCAUCAGCUUCUGGAAACGCUGAGCAGUCUUCAAACCAUCGAUGAAGCAUCCAGGGAGGCUAACUGCUCAACCGUAGUAGCUCGAAAAAGCGUAUUGUCGAAAGCGCAGCUUGUAGCAACUGAAGAAGAUCAGCUUAACGCGACACCACAGCCUCUUUCGCUAGCUAUGUAUUCUCGCCCACAGGUUGAAGACCGAGACAACGUCGACGAUAUUCCGAGCGAUGCCUAUUUGAUGACCCGUUUGAUUUCUUGUAUUGCCACUUGGACGCUGGUUGCUACGCAAAGUGCAUUAGUAUUGCUGGAGAGCUAUCCCGAUUACGGAAAAAUUAUGCUACGCUGUUUAGUGGAAAGCCGCUAUAAGCCUGUUCGGUUGGAGGCUGCCAACGCGAUUGCUGCCCUGUCGACUACAAGAAACAAACUCCAAGAAGACCGUGUGGCGUGCUGCAACUAUUUUUUGCGUCUGUUGGGUGAGUACUCUGGACCAGUGAAUGAUGAAGAGUACUACAAUGUAUUUAGAGUACUAGUAACGAGCGCAGAAGAUUUGACCCAGUUUGGAAUACUCAUGCCUUGCCAAAUUUUGUGCCGCCGAAUCAAGGCCUUCAAGAUUGAAAGUGAUGUACAAGUUGGCUCUGCGUCCCUAUCAGCUCGGAGAAGUAGCAUGGAAGGAAGCAAGCACUGGGCAUCAACAUCGGGAUCUGAACUGGGCAAUCGCGUCCACCCUCCGUCCCCUGAUUUGCUUUUGAAAGGACAGUUAUCUACGCUGCUUGCAAUUAUUAAACGGAUUCCGGUUGUAUUAGCGAGCGGUCUUGUUGAGACUCCAUAUGAUGGUCGCACCUUGCGCGAGGUUGUCGUACAAACCCUUCAUGAAGAGGAAGGUAUCAUAAACGAGCUUUAUCACGAAUGUCUGUUUGCAACACCAGACAAGUCAGCGGACGGUGAGGCUCAAAGCGGCGGAAGUGACAGGUGUGCCAUAAGUGUCCCGGCGCCGCCGUCAUCACAGCAUUAUCUCCGGCAACCCAAAUGUCGUAGCGACACAUGCCGAGGGGUUGCAUUUGACCUCCUUACGGAGCUCUGUAUCGACAACACCGGUGGCCUGCGUUUUUUGUUGACACAGAUAGCAGAUCAGCACACUCUGGAGCGCCCUCCAGAUCAUACCGCCACAACCUCGGUAAGCUUAACGUCAAAAAGGAAGAGCUCAAAGUCGUCGAAAGCCCAGCUACUUCAGAGGGGGAAAUAUGUGGGUUUGAAAAACCUUGGGUGUACUUGCUACUUGAACUCGAUAGUUCAAAGCUUUUUUAUGAUGCCGCGUUUCCGUCGCCACGUGUUACGGCUUCAAUUGAGUAGCAGUGGCAGCGAUAAACUCGAAGCAGCGAGCCUAACAUAUGAGCUUCAGUCGUUGUUUGCUCAUCUUGAGGGUAGUGCCAAGCCUUACUACAAUCCGCGUCUAUUUACCCGCGCAAUGAAAACUUGGGACGGUGAAACCGUGGAUGUAAAUGUCCAGCAAGAUGCUUGCGAGUUUCUUACUUCUUUCUUUCAGCAAAUCGAGUCGGAAAUGAAUGGCAUCAGUGCCGGUAGUGGUGAUUAUUAUAGAAGUGACGAGAAUAUUUUGAACACAUUCUUUGGGGGCGAGUUUAGCAACGAGCUUGUUGCUGAGGGUGGUCGUUAUAGCGAGCGGUUUGAGCCUUUCCACUUCAUUUCCGUACCCGUUCGUGAUCGGAAAAACCUGAAGGAGUCAUUGGAUGGAUGGGUAGAAGGCGAAAGGGUUAGCUACAGUUGGGAAACAGGCAGCAACUCGAAAAACAAAGAUGGCACUGGAAAUGAUGGUGAAGAUGAUGAAAAGGUGACACUGGAAACGCAUAAGCUUAUCUCCAUUUCUAAGCUGCCCUCCUACCUCAUUAUUCAUCUGAAACGUUUCGAGUUCGACUUCGAAAAGAUGCAGCAAAUCAAACUUCAUGACCGCUUCGAAUUCCCUACUGAGCUGGAUAUGUAUCCUUACACUAAAGAAGGCCAGCAAGAAAAGCGCAAAAGAUCGGCAUCAUCUGCAGACGAUGUAGCCACUAGUCACGAUGUUCGGCUGAGUACAUCGUCAGAAAGCAUCGACGAUGGAAGGACGACAGCUCCUGAAUGCUCUCAAUAUGAGCUUGUGGGAACUGUUGUGCACCUUGGUACGGCCCAUUCAGGACACUACUACUCAUUUUUGCGAGACCAGCAAAUGCCACGCGACAAGAAUGAAUGGUACGAAUUUAACGAUACACUGGUGACUCCGUUUGAUCCAGCCCACAUUCCAGAGGAGUGUUUUGGUGGCGAGGAAUCUACUCGUAUCCGGCAUGGCUCCACAAGUGGAUCGCCGCCACCGGAGGAAGGCUCUCCGCAGCAUGCUGAGAUGAAGAACCGCAGCAGUUUCAUGUUGUUCUAUGCCCGGACACCUCCUGAGCUACGUAUCGUUAGUGAAUUUGAUGCACCUUGUGUCAGCUUUUCUAAUGCUGUACUCGCGGUAGUAUUUUGCGCACGACUGAAAAAGAGAGCAUCUGCCAAAUUAGUGCAUUUGCGUAAUUUGGCUAACGUGGUUGCACCGGAGAGAAUUCGAAAACUUAUUGCUAUGGAGAAUCUCUUGUUCUGGCGUAAGAGGUAUCUGUACGAAACUCGAUGUUUGAAGUUUACGUACAAUCUUUUGAGAUCGUGUCUUGUUGGGCUAGAAAAUGCCAAGAGUAUGGCGGUUUUGCCGCACUUCGAGCCGGUGGAGGUACAAUUUGAGGCUCUGCAAGUGGCUACAAAGUUUGUGUUUGGUACAUUGUGGCAAGGUGGUGAUGUCAGCAAGGUUUUGGAAUGGCGUCUCAUUCUUCAAGCACUUUAUCACUCCGAUAUUGGUGGAUGUCGAUGGUUCCUAUCGACAAUGGAGGCGAACGAGUCGCUACUACUAGAGCUGCUCGUUUUUAACGAGCACCGGGAGAUCCGUGAAUUAAUGGCUAGCGUUCUUUCGGAAGCCAUUGUGACCACGUCAAAUACCGAGUUUGAAGAGGAGGCAGACAAAGGACCCCACGCUCUUUCUGGAAUUGCGAAAAAACAGUUGCCCGCGUCAUUCGAGUUUAUGUUCUUCCUAAUCCAGUUGAUGCCAGCGCUACUCUCAGUUCCUGUGCACCAUCAUCGUCAAUUUUUCCUCACAAUGUAUGAUUUUGUCCAGACUGGGCGCAAUGAAGGGUCUUUCCUCGUAGUGAACGGCGUUGUUGGUGCAAUUGUUGCACUGCUUACGGGCCUCGGCUCCACGCAACCACUGCUUCAAUUGCACCUGAAGAAGCAUAAGUCAAAACAGAUUCUGAAGCGCAUCGACCUUAGCGUCACAAUCUUGAAGCUAUUGUCUGUGCUUGUUCGCUGCAGUUUGCCUCCGGCGAUGGAUGUCGAUGCGGAUGCGGACCACCCACUGACUCUCCCAUCUAAUAUGGCUCAUGAUCAUGUGGAUCUCACACCAGCAGACCAUGACGUUCUUCUGAAUGAGCGCUUUAUCACUCUGCUUACGCAGCGUGCAAAUCACUACACCAAGGAGACGAAACCACUGGAGCAGAUUGUGAGUCAUUUGUGUUGGGAAAGUCGACGUGUCACUGCAGCAUUUGUGGAAACGGUUAUGCACGGUAUUGAAGUCGAGGACCACCACGAUGUAAAACCAUACUUUCGUACGCUGCACACGCUUUUUAAGAUCCGCGAUUCACUUGCUGUAGAGCGUCUGACGGAUGGUCUUACCAAGCUAGUUGCCGUGAUGGCAUCACAGCAACGGUACUAUAAGGCUACAGAAACCUCACUUGACAUGCUUGCAAGACUCGCGAAACGCCACAGCGGUGUGACACAGUGGCUGCGGGAUAAUCGGCAGAGCUGUGUUUGGAUGGAAAAAUGGCUGCUGGCCCAUCGCGGCGUUGAAGGAUAUUUGCAACAGCGUAAGACUGUUUUGGUGAAGCCCAACAGCACAUCAUCGUGGGUGAACGUGAGUGGAACGAGUUCUGGACUCAUUAGUGCCGUUGACCGUUCCAUCACAAAGUUGCUGCCGCGUAUCCGCAGCAUUUUAGACCCAAAAGCUGUCGUGGAGACUUUCUACGACAGUGACGACAAUCCUCAACGACUUGUCGGCAAGCGAGUUCGUGUGAAAUGGGCAAAAGACAAGUGGUACGAAGGAGUUGUGAAGCAAUUUAAUGAGGACACGUACGAACACUUUGUGGUGUACGAUGACGGCGACAAACGCUCGUAUCACAUGUCGGAGAAGAUAUUUUACGUCGUGGAUUUGAUGCCGUCGCCAAAGCCUCGCAAGAAAAAACAUUAG